Molecule: messenger RNA, 1830 nt
Organism: [Candida] anglica
Lineage: Eukaryota; Fungi; Ascomycota; Pichiomycetes; Serinales; Debaryomycetaceae
Source: the annotation of a GenBank genome assembly
AUAGUUUCUAAAUAAUAAGUACAUAUAGAGUAGAAUACCCCCCCAAAAAAACAAUAUGUAGUUCAUAGAUGACAAGGGGGCAUAUUGCAACCGCACGGAUAAUGAAUAAAUGGCCACCAAAGAUGAUCACCAUCACCACUACAUUGGUGAUGGGUAUGAUAAUUCUCUUUACCCUCUUAAAUCCCCAUUCUGAGGCUAUCACUCACACAUUCAUUCCUAAACUCUUUGAUUCACAAGUGCAGUUUUCUCCCGUACAUGAAUUCUGGAAAAAUACCUUUGUUCAUAUGUAUGCACAUGCACCGGUUUUCAAACUAGCGAAGGGUCAGGAUCCAAUCGAAAUGGUGGAGCGUUUGCCUGGAGUCAAGACCAAAGAGGUUCUUCUUGCAAGAGCCAUUAUAUCGGCACCUGUGAUUGAAGAGCUUACUACCAAACACCAAGAAAUAAUGGCUGCUUUACCACACAGUUUGCCGUACAAAAAAGAUACUAGUGGAGUUGUAUUUAUAGGUGGAGGAAAGUUCUCUUGGUUAUCAUAUGUAUCUCUUAUGGCUCUCCGUGAUACUGGAUCUACACUCCCCGUUGAAAUUAUCCUCCCCACUUACGAAGAUUAUGAGAGGGAAGUGGAAUUCUGUACAAUUGUACUUCCAAAACUAAAUGCUGCAUGCGUGGUGGUUCCCGAUGUUUUAGGCCCAGGGGCCAUGAUUGCUUCGAAAAAGGGAUUUGCAAACUACCAGUACAAAUCACUUGCUCUUGUGGUAUCAUCGUUUCAAAACGUACUCUUAUUGGAUUCUGACAAUGUCCCAUUGGGAAAUCCCGAUUCUUUGAUGAAAAGCAAGGUAUUCAAAAGGUACGGAAUGAUUACUUGGCCAGAUUUCUGGGAAAGAACAACAACGCCAGUCUUUUAUGAUGUGGCAGGAGUCACAGUCGAUGAAACGAAAAGAGUUCGGGUUGGAUCAUUCCUGUUGAAGGCGAUAUCUACAAUGAAUCCCGAAGGAACUGAAUGGGGGGAAAAGGUUGCUUUCCAUGAGUUUGCUGGAACAAUGUCCAAUCCCUCUACCGAAUCAGGCCAAUUUCUAAUUAAUAAGGCAACCCAUAGUAAGACUUUACUUCUUUCCAUGUAUUAUAAUUUGUUUGGACCUUUGGUAUAUUAUAGACUUCUUUCAUUGUCUGAGCCAGGAGAAGGAGACAAGGAUACAUUCGUGGCUGCUGCACACGUAUUGAAUGAGCCAUAUUAUCAAGUCCAUACUAAAGUGAAGCCCUUGGGGUAUUUUAACACCGAAGGAUACCGUGGUGUUGCCAUGAUGCAGCGCCAUCCAGUAUUGGAUUAUGAAGCAUAUCAAGAAGUUGUUCGCAAGCAAAAAGUUCCAGCAGAUAUACAAGUACAAGUCUCUACCCUUAAAGAUAUCGAAGAGAAAUACUUCCUGGCUAAUAAUGAUAUACCAUAUCUUUUCUUGCAUUGUAAUUUCCCCAAGCUUGAUCCUCAACAAUUAAUGGAGCUGGAUUUGUAUGACAAGGCUAAUCACCGCUUGAAGUAUCGAAUGUAUAGUGGGUUCAAGUACCCAAGCUUGGCAAAUAGUAUUGAGUUUGAAGACAUUAUGAGUCGGUAUGGUCGAGAUUUUGAGCUUCGACAAUGGGAUAACAUGCACUCUGCACUUUGUCGUCAAGAAAUCCAGUUCCGUCAUUUCCAGCAUAAUGAUAAGGAAAAGCUUUGUGGGUUGAUGACCAACCAAAUAUUGUGGAUGUCACAAGAGAAUGCAAAGAAAGGACAACCACAGGAAAGUUAGAAGGGAGGUAGAUAACAAUACUGCGGGGUAGAAUAUAAAGACUUUUGAG